ACAUACCAGUUGGAUGUACAUUUAUAAUACUUAUACUGAAAAGUGAUGUGAACAUCGAGUGCAAGUCAACUAACUAGCCGGCAACCUGAUACAAAACAGACAAGAAAAAUCGAUUAGUUAAAAACUGCAUUCAAUAUCCGUGUGAUUGUGAGGUCGGUGAACCGCUGAAAAUAAAACAAUUUACGUUUUCUGGUGAUGGAGUAAAGGAAAGUGUUCCACCUCUUGUAAUAUACAAUAUACAUGUCUUAGCAGUCGUCCAAUUUCGCAAGAGCGGUGUGAGAUCAUUCUGUGCCAUAUGAACAAUGUAUUUUUAUAUGAUGAUGUUGAUGGUUUUGGCGGUUCCAGACAACUCUGUAGGACAAAAUCCAAACAAUGUCUGUCCGACUUGGAGGGAUUACUUCACUAUGAAAAGCAAUCCAAAAUGUUGGUACGAUUUUGCUGCAGAUAACAAAGUGCCUGAAAUUAUCAAAAAGAGUGGUUACCCUUUCAUGGAAUAUAAAGUUAAAACGAAUGAUGGAUAUUUCCUCACUGUUUUUCGCAUACCAGGUGUCGCGUCCAGCAAACCGUCUAUAUUUUUGAUGCAUGGUGUCCAAGGUACAUCUGCAAUAUAUCUUGGUCUUGGUAAAAAUUCCCUAGCCUUUCUUUUGUACGAAGCUGGGUACGAUGUUUGGCUGGGAAAUUAUCGUGGCACUGAAUAUUCGGAAGAACAUGAAACGAUGAACACCACUCAACGGGAAUAUUGGGAUUACAGUGUACAAGACAUUGCCCUUGAAGAUAUUCCGACCAUGCUACAGCUUGUCAAGUAUCACUCGGGACACAGAGGAAAAAUCAUUUACAUAGGCCAUUCUUUGGGAACAACUACAGGAAUAAUGUAUGCAGCAGAAUAUGGACAAAGUGCAGCCGAUACUUUGGGUCUUUUAGUUUUGCUGACACCUGCAUAUAAACUGCCAAAUAUGCGUUCACCUUACAGGAUUUUCUUUCCGCUUUUAAAUCCUGCAUUAGAAACUGUACCUGUGUAUUUCAACCAAAUUCCUGCUGGAACAUCGCUCAAAACUCUGACUUACCUGAAUGAAGCCACAAUGAACCGCUUCACGAAAUACGACUACGGUCCUGGAAAAAACAGAUACCUAUACGGAUCUGAUACGCCGCCCGAAUUUGAUUUGAAAAAUAUCAGAGUUCCAAUAUACAUAAUGUUUGCAAGAAAUGACUGGUCUACUACUAGAAAGGAUUCAAUUGCUUUCUAUAAUACCAUUCCAGAGGAAAUGAGAUAUGGGAUGCAUGAAAUCAGGAACCUCAACUUCAAUCAUUAUGAUUUCCUAUUCGGAAGAGACUCGAAGAAACUUGUUACCGAUAAACUUCUACAAGUUUUGGACCAGUUCAGUGCCAGCAGCCCCUCAUACAAUAUUUCCACUUCUGUAACUCCAUCCUAAAACUUUCUUCAAUGGUAUUCUGUGAUUCAUUUU
Molecule: messenger RNA, 1463 nt
Organism: Leptinotarsa decemlineata (Colorado potato beetle)
Lineage: Eukaryota; Metazoa; Arthropoda; Insecta; Coleoptera; Chrysomelidae
Product: lipase 3
Biological process (GO): lipid metabolic process
Molecular function (GO): hydrolase activity, acting on ester bonds
Source: RefSeq, a predicted model, not a curated record